Gilbertella persicaria is the source of this 1084-nucleotide messenger RNA. RefSeq lists its product as uncharacterized. Gene Ontology annotation, cellular component: cytosol. Gene Ontology annotation, biological process: cytoplasmic translation. The coding region runs from base 24 to 1046 and encodes 340 amino acids. The record is from RefSeq and is a predicted model, not a curated record. Gene Ontology annotation, molecular function: metal ion binding; mRNA binding. Lineage: Eukaryota; Fungi; Mucoromycota; Mucoromycetes; Mucorales; Choanephoraceae. The transcript has 4 exons.
UUCUUUUUCAUUCUAUUUUCAAUAUGCCACCCAAGAAGCAACAACAAUCCAAGAAGGAUAAAGAAAAAAAGCAAAAGGCCGCUGAAGACAAGACCUUUGGUAUGAAGAAUAAGAACAAGUCUUCUAAGGUCCAAAAAUAUAUUCAGCAAGUUCAAAGUCAAGCUAAACACAACGCCCAACAAGGCAAAGACCAGAACAAAGCAGAAACUGCCGCAGCCAAGAAGGCGGAAGAACAACGCAAGAGAGAAGAGUUUGCUGAACUCUUCAAGCCUAUUCAAGCACCUCAAAAGGUUCCCUUUGGUGUUGACCCUAAAACUGUUCUCUGUCAAUAUUUCAAGGCUGGUCACUGUGACAGAGGUGCCAAGUGUAAGUUCUCUCACGACUUGAAUGUGGGUCGUAAGGUUGAAAAGAAGGAUUUGUAUACUGAUAGCAGAGUGGAUGACACAAUGGAUAAAUGGGAUCAACAGAAACUUGAAGAAGUUGUUAACAGUAAAUCUGGAAAGCAACCUCCUACUGAUAUUGUCUGUAAGUUCUUUUUGGAAGCUAUCGAGACAAGCAAGUACGGUUGGUUCUGGGAAUGUCCAAAUGGAGGUGUCAACUGUAAGUACAGACAUGCUCUUCCCCCUGGUUUUGUUCUUAAAUCAAAGAACAGCAAAGCUGAAGAGAAGGAAGAGAUUUCACUUGAAGAGUUCUUGGAAGUUGAGCGUCAUAAAUUGGGUCCUAAUUUGACACCUGUUACACUUGAAUCUUUCCAACAGUGGAAGAAGAACCGUGUUGAUAAGCGUGAAGCUGAUGAAUCUUCUCUCCGUAAAUCAAAGGAAACACGUAUGAAGGCUGGUAGAUCACAAGGCAUGUCUGGUAGAGAUCUGUUUGACUUUAACCCUGCACUUGCACAAGAUCUUGAUGAUGAAGAAGAUGCUAUUGAUUUCUCUUCUUUUAACCGUGAAGAAGCUGAAAAAGAACGCGAUAGAUUAGCAAAUGAAAAGUUUCUGUCUCAGAAUAUGGGCAAUAUGUCCUUACAGGAUGGCACUAUUGCUACUGAGUAGAAUAUGAAUAUGAAUAAAAAGAAAUCAUUAUUAUUUAA